Astyanax mexicanus (Mexican tetra) is the source of this 2033-nucleotide messenger RNA. It is a transcript of the gene ptpn2b, whose product is annotated as protein tyrosine phosphatase non-receptor type 2b. The transcript has 10 exons. Gene Ontology annotation, biological process: protein dephosphorylation. The record is from RefSeq and is a predicted model, not a curated record. Bases 186 to 1367 code for a protein of 393 amino acids. Gene Ontology annotation, molecular function: protein tyrosine phosphatase activity. NCBI's taxonomy places the organism in Eukaryota, Metazoa, Chordata, Actinopteri, Characiformes, Acestrorhamphidae.
CAAACACGGGAAACCCGGACCGAGAGAGAGAGUGGAGUGUGUGAGUGAGUGUGUGCGUGUGUGUUUUUAUUUUAUUUAUUUUUUUUAUGUUCGUGGCUUAAUGUCGGCGGUAGAAAUGACUGAUCCUUUAUGAUAGGGCUGUUUAUUUUCUAUUAUACCGGACUAGAGUCUGAAUAAACAGAGAAAUGGACCACGAGUUUCAGGACAUCGAUUCAGAAGGCCGGUGGCAUAACCUCUACAUGGAAAUACGCAACCAGUCUCAGGAAUGUCCAUUCAAAGUGGCAAAAUAUCCAGAGAACCGCAACCGCAACAGAUAUAGAGAUGUCAGCCCAUUUGAUCACAGUCGGGUGAAGCUGGGAAGCUCAGAGAAUGACUACAUCAACGCUAGCCUGGUGGAGAUGGAAGAAGCUCAAAGAAGUUACAUCCUAACUCAGGGCCCUCUGAGGAAUACCUGCGGUCAUUUCUGGCUCAUGAUCUGGGAACAGAACACCAAAGCAGUGAUCAUGCUAAACAGAGUGAUUGAGAAAGGCUCAGAAAAGUGUGCGCAGUAUUGGCCAACGCAAGAAGAACAGAUGUCAUUUCGUGACACGCGCUUUGUCGUAAGGCUGCUGUCGGAAGAUGUUAAAUCUUACUACACCAUUCGGCUGCUGGAGCUGCAGAACGCAAACACGGGUGAGACACGAGAUGUCUACCACUUUCAUUACACAACGUGGCCGGACUUUGGUGUCCCAGAAUCCCCGGCAUCCUUCCUGAACUUCCUCUUUAAGGUGCGGGAGUCCGGCUCUUUGGGGGCGGACAACGGGCCGGCAGUCGUCCACUGCAGCGCGGGGAUCGGGCGAUCAGGAACGUUCUCUCUGGUCGACACUUGCCUCGUACUGAUGGACAAACGAAAAGACCCGUCAUCAGUGGACAUUAAGAAGGUCCUCCUGGACAUGAGGAAAUACAGAAUGGGUCUGAUCCAAACACCUGACCAACUGCGCUUCUCCUACAUGGCCGUGCUGGAGGGGGCCAAGUACAUCAUGGGAGAUUCAUCAGUGCAGAAACAGUGGCAGGAGCUUUCCAAAGAGGACCAGGAGCGUGUCUGCGAGUCUCCACCCCCUCAGCCCCCCAAAUGCCCAUCAGAGCACUACAACGGCAGCAGGCUGAUCCGGCCCGAAGAACCUGGGGACACGGAGGCAGCACAGAGGAAAACACCCUCAGAUGCAAAGGAGGCUGAUGGAGAUGGGUGCACAGCAAAUGCUCGGAAGAGGCAAAGGGAGGAGAAGAUGUCCAUGUCUACGCAGAAGACUCCCCAGAAACAAUCAAAGCCUAGGAUAAACGACUCGGAAAAGAAGAGGAAAAGACCAAGAACAACCAGUGACACUUAACUUCAUGGCAAGACUAGCAGGGGCCUCCAGCCCAUAAUACUCCUUCUCUACCCUGCAUCCUUAACACUGUUUACAGCAUGGACUCUGAGAGGCCGAAGAGCAAAUGCAUCUUCACACACACACACACACCCACACACACACCAGCACAACAGUGGUGGACUACUCAUUACUAGAGUGCAUUGCCAUGGUUUUGAUUGGUCUCGUUUAUUUUUACAGGUUUUUUUUUUGUGCCCCUUUUUAUUAUUAUAAAUUUUAUGUUUGCUUGUGUUUCUGGUAAAAGAAGGCAGCAGGAUCUGAUGGGUAGGCGUAUGCAUUGCCAAUUUAUAACCUUGUUCCCCACAUAGUAUUUUUAGACAACCUUUUUUCAGAGGUGAAAUGAAAAUGCUCUAUUUUUUAUAUAAAGUUACUUGAACAUUUCCUAUCAUGUACGCGCAGACGCCGAGAUUGAAGGUACUUCACUUUUCAGAGAUGGCGGAACAUGUCUUAUGCUGUGGAGCAGUUCCAUCAUGUGUGUAUAGUAUUUUUAAGCUGUGUAAUGAAGCAAACGUGUAUUUUGACUGUAUGAUAGUGAUUACAGACAAUGUAUUUGCUUAUGAAAAGAACGCAAGUCUUACAUUUCCUUCUUUGAAUAAAACAAAACUGGCAUUGUUGGUUUAGUUUCUGUAA